Mycena indigotica is the source of this 594-nucleotide messenger RNA. RefSeq lists its product as uncharacterized. The coding region runs from base 10 to 594 and encodes 194 amino acids. NCBI's taxonomy places the organism in Eukaryota, Fungi, Basidiomycota, Agaricomycetes, Agaricales, Mycenaceae. The transcript has 5 exons. The record is from RefSeq and is a predicted model, not a curated record.
ACAUCCCAAAUGAAGACCUCUGCAUUUUUCGCCCUCGUCGUCGCUGCAGUCGGCACCCUCGCUGCAUCGGUCGCGCUGGAGGAAGCACGAGACGCGCCUGUGGAGAAACGCGCCAACUGCGGAAGCACAAUCACGCCCAUCUAUCGCGCGUACAGCGCGUCUGUCCAAGACCACUUCUACACAACGAAAGCGAGCGAUGCGACCGGCGCGUCGGGCUACACCACGGAGGGUGUUGCUGCUGCGGUCUUCGGCACGCAGCAGGGCGACACGCUGCCGCUGUACCGGAUGUACUCCUCUGCUGCAAAGGACCACUUCUACACCACCGACCCUGUCGAGCGGGACUACUUCCGGACGAACAACGGCUACGUGCUCGAGGGCAACGCCGCGUUCGUCUACACGACCCAGAUCUGCGACUCGAUCCCGCUCUAUCGGCUGUAUGCUGCAAACGUCAAGGACCACCUUUACACGACCUCACGCUACGAGCGCGACUCCGCGCUCGCGCUCGGGUUUUUGGACCAGGGCAUCGCCGCGUACGUCCCCGGCCCGGGGGUCAUCAACGCAGACAUCCCGUGGUCGACUUGUAACGCACACUGA